Molecule: messenger RNA, 2866 nt
Organism: Esox lucius (northern pike)
Lineage: Eukaryota; Metazoa; Chordata; Actinopteri; Esociformes; Esocidae
Gene: pip4k2ca
Product: phosphatidylinositol-5-phosphate 4-kinase, type II, gamma a
Exons: 10
Coding region: 148-1395 (415 amino acids)
Biological process (GO): phosphatidylinositol metabolic process
Molecular function (GO): phosphatidylinositol kinase activity
Source: RefSeq, a predicted model, not a curated record
CUCUGAAGAGAAAAUAUCGGAUGUAAAAAGAUCUGAUGUGAUUGGACAAAAAAAAUAAACUGUGUAACGGCAGCCGAAGUGGCAGGGGGAAGUCAGUUUGCGAGAAAAAAAAGUUCUCGCGCAACGGAAAGCCAAGCAAACUUCACGAUGGCGUCUAUUAGCAAUUCUGCUUCCAGUCCAAUGGUGAUAUUGGCCCCAAAAACUAAAACCAAGAAGAAACAUUUUGUGCAACAGAAGGUGAAGGUAUUUCGUGCCAGCGACCCAGUCUUGAGCGUUUUUAUGUGGGGUGUUAAUCAUUCGAUAAAUGACCUAAACCAGGUGCCUGUUCCUGUCAUGCUUCUGCCUGAUGACUUCAAAGCCAACACUAAGAUCAAAGUCAACAACCACCUCUUCAACAAAGAGAAUCUACCAGGACAUUUCAAGUUUAAGGAGUACUGUCCCCAAGUGUUCCGAAAUCUCAGGGAGCGUUUUGGAAUUGAGGACCUCGACUACCAGGUGUCACUGACCCGCAGCUCUCCUGUAAGAGGCGGGGAAGCCCAGGGUGAGGGGAUUCUCCUGACCUCCUACGACCGCACGCUGAUCAUUAAGCAGAUCUCUAGUGAGGAUGUGGCUGAUACGCAUGGCAUCCUGUCUGAAUACCAUCAGCAUAUAGUGAAGUGCCAUGGUAGCACUCUGCUGCCCCAGUUCCUAGGGAUGUACCGCGUAGGCGUGGAGAAUGAGGAAACCUACCUAAUCGUCAUGAGGAACAUGUUUAGCCACAGACUGGUGGUGCACAGGAAGUAUGACCUUAAGGGCUCUCUGGUGUCUCGUGAAGCAAGCGACAAAGAGCGGGUGAAAGAGCUUCCUACCUACAAGGACAUGGAUUUCAGAAACAACAUGCAGAAGGUGUAUGUGAACGAGGAGCAGAAAGAGAAAGUUAUGGAAAAACUUAACCGAGAUGUAGAGUUUCUCGUCAAGCUGAAGAUUAUGGACUACAGCCUCCUCUUGGGUAUCCAUGAUGUGGAGCGGGCAGAGCGGGAGGAGGAGGAGGGAGAGGAGCCCUCUAAUGACGAGGAGGGGGAGCCUGAGAACGGCCUGACGCAGGCCCUGAACGUGGGCUCCUAUGGCACCUCCCCUGAGGGCAUCGCUGGCUACAUGGCAUCCUGCAAACCCCUGGGCCCUGGGGAGUUUGACCCCUAUGUGGAUGUGUAUGCCAUCAGGAGUGCCCCUGGAGCCCCUCAUAAGGAGGUGUACUUCAUGGGUCUGAUAGAUGUUCUGACACAGUAUGACACCAAGAAAAAAGCAGCCCACGCAGCCAAAACGGUCAAGCAUGGGGCUGGUGCUGAAAUCUCCACUGUCCACCCAGAACAAUAUGCCAAGCGAUUUCGUGACUUCAUCUCCAACAUCUUUGCGUAGCAGGACAUUUUAACCACCACCACCACCAACCAACCUUUUCCCAUAUAGAGUUGAACGAUUUUCUUUAUACUUUUUCUCAGAUGUACUUUAUAUACGAUAAAACAUUGACCCCGAAAAAUGUUAAACAAAUUUGGGAUGGUUUGGUCUACAGACUUUCCAUUGUUGUAAUGCAUUACAUAUUUAUUUAUAGCUUUAUAGGAUGAAUGUGAUUCCAUUUUGAUAAGCACUCUGACUGCUGAUUAUGCUGCUCAUGUUGUCAUAGAGAUGUUACACUGAAAAGGAUUGAUUAGACUUAAAUGGGCAACCUGGGAUUGAAAAUGUGACCACUUUUCUUUUUGAAUCUCAGACGGAUCCUUUAAAUUAGUUGAAAUCCUGGGUCAUGCCCAUUAGGUACCAAACAAGAGAAUUUUUAACUAAGUGAAACUGGGAGGUACUAACAAUUAAGUACUUGAACUUGUCCAAUGAGAAAUCAUGGUUAUUUUCAUUCUGUUGAACACAACCCUUGAUUGGUCAGAUCUUCUGAAUACACUAAUAUAACUGGACAAGGGAAUGUGUCAUUGCAAUGAACCUUGCAGUACAUACAACAGCAAUCUGUCUCAAUGGGAAAGUGUUGUGGGUUUUGCCAUUAACGUCCCAUACAGUCAUCUCAUUGACUUGGCAUAAUGCAGAGAAUCAGGCUAUUGUGAAUGGAGUUGGAAGAGUUGAACGGUUGAGCAUUCACUGUUGCUCCUUCAAACCAAGCAUUAAAAAAAAAAAAAAGAAUAGCCCAGCUCAAUAAUUAAUGUGUUGUGGAAUAUAUGUAGCCUGAUUGCCUGUCUAUUUGCCUCAUCUUACUAACUCACUCUGUCACAUUGUCAGGCCAGAAUUCUGGCUUGACCAUGACAGUAAUGGAGUUGGCGAGAACUCAAGUGUCUGGGACUGGACAACUAAUGAUAAGUAGAGGUAAAUUCUGAUGUUGAAUUACAACUAUUACUACUGUCAUGACAUUUUAAGAGACUUCACAUAAGAGCUACCUUGGGUAUUGUGUGUUACUCAUAGAACAUAUUGUAGCACUAUGUUUUGGUUGCUUCGUGCAACUUAAUAGCCUUAAAGAUGUGAUUUAAGAGUUUUCUGCUAAACAAGUUGAAUACACUGAAAUGUUUGAGUAGGUACAAUAUGCAUAUGUUGCCUUGUGACCAUUUAGUUGCACAUCUUGUAAUUUAGCAAAUCAGCUUUUGGACCAAAAUAUAUUUUACAAAGAUUUUCUGAUAUGUGUUCAAUAUAUUUUUUUUUUAUAUAUAUAUAUAUGUCAUAAAAGUGAAUAACUGUUCAAAGGUUCACCGGCACUGUUCUACUGUCAUACAGAACAGUCUCUUUUGCCAGGUCUGUGAACUGGGUACAUUCUAUGGUUUGAGUAAAAGGUUCAUACCUGCGCAGUCCUGUCUCUUUACCUCGUAGUGUUGAAUACAUAAAAGCACAGUUUGGGCAGUAA